Messenger RNA from Alternaria ethzedia, 873 nucleotides. RefSeq lists its product as uncharacterized. Lineage: Eukaryota; Fungi; Ascomycota; Dothideomycetes; Pleosporales; Pleosporaceae. The record is from RefSeq and is a predicted model, not a curated record. The transcript has 3 exons. Bases 1 to 873 code for a protein of 290 amino acids. Gene Ontology annotation, cellular component: nucleus; proteasome core complex, alpha-subunit complex; proteasome core complex. Gene Ontology annotation, biological process: ubiquitin-dependent protein catabolic process.
AUGACGUCAAUAGGCACAGGUUACGAUCUGUCCAACUCGGUCUUCUCGCCCGACGGUCGAAACUUCCAGGUCGAAUACGCGGUUAAGGCAGUAGAGAAUGGUGGCACAGCGGUCGGCAUCAAGUGCAAGGAUGGCGUCGUACUCGCUCUGGAGAAGCUCGUCAGCAGCAAGUUGCUCAAGCCCGGCGCGAACAAGCGGAUAGCAACUGUGGACCGCAACAUGGGCAUUGUGUCUUCCGGUCUCCUCCCCGAUGGUCGCCACUUCGUCUCCCGCGCCCGCGACGAGGCAGCCCAAUGGCGGCAGCUUUACAAGGCACCCAUCCCCUCCUCGUCUCUCGCCGACCGUAUGGGAAGCUAUGCCCAAGCGUAUACCCUCUACUCGAGUGUCCGUCCUUUCGGUAUAACUGCAAUCCUUGCAGGCUGGGACUCCGAGGCCGAGCUACCAGUAGAUGGUCAAGUUGGUUCAGGGCCUACUGUUGGCUCGGGAGGCAAGAAAGAAGGCGCAAAGCAUGGUGGGCCAUCGCUUUACAUGAUUGAGCCCAGCGGUCUAUACUGGGGCUACUACGGUGCCGCUACAGGCAAAGGCCGCCAGGUCGCUAAGUCAGAGCUCGAGAAACUCAACCUCUCCGAGGGAAAUCUAUCACUAGAGGAGGGUGUCAAGGAGGCAGCACGCAUCAUCUACGUCGCACACGAUGACAACAAAGACAAGGAGUUUGAGCUUGAGAUGACAUGGAUCAGCAGUCUCGACGGUCCUACCAAGGGCAGGCACGAGGAAGUGCCCAAGGACAUCCGGGAAGAAGCUGAGAAGCUGGCAAAGAAGGCGCUGGAAGGAGACGACGAUGAUGACGAGGAGGAGGAGAAAAUGGAAGAGUAG